Messenger RNA from Conger conger (European conger), 14988 nucleotides. It is a transcript of the gene fat1a, whose product is annotated as FAT atypical cadherin 1a. The record is from RefSeq and is a predicted model, not a curated record. The transcript is spliced from 29 exons. The coding region runs from base 163 to 14037 and encodes 4624 amino acids. NCBI's taxonomy places the organism in Eukaryota, Metazoa, Chordata, Actinopteri, Anguilliformes, Congridae. Gene Ontology annotation, cellular component: cell-cell junction; plasma membrane. Gene Ontology annotation, biological process: homophilic cell-cell adhesion. Gene Ontology annotation, molecular function: calcium ion binding.
GCGAGAGCUAGGACAAGAAGGAAGAAAAGAGGAGUGUGUGUACGGGAUCUCAAAGCUGUGAUCAUGCUGAAUGUGGGAUCAAAUAAAACACAUGAAAACAAUCCAAAUCGAAGAUAUUAAUGCGGGUAAACGGUGGUUUGGUGAAGAGUGCACCGCGGCAUCAUGGUUAAACGCUGGACCUCGCUACUUCUAAUGGUCUUGCAGCUCCUCUGCAGUUGUGGAGGGAGCCAAAGGAUGGAGCAGCAGCAACCAUUGUCCAUGCAGUUUACACACCCACUGUACAAUGCCACCAUAUACGAGAACUCCGCUGCUAAGACUUACUUAGAAAGCCCCAUCAAAAUGGGCAUUUACAUUUCAGACCCAGCAUGGGAGAUAAAGUACAAGAUUGUGUCAGGAGACAGUGAAAACCUCUUCAAAGCCGAGGAGUAUGUCCUGGGAGACUUCAGUUUCCUGCGGAUAAGGACCAAAGGUGGCAGCACUGCCAUUCUCAAUCGGGAAGUGAAAGACCACUACUUGCUCUCAGUUAAGGCCGCAGAGAGGAGCACUAAUGCUGAGGCCCGUGCCAGGAUCAGGGUCCAGGUCCUGGACACCAACGACCUCAGGCCCCUGUUCUCACCAACCUCAUACAGCAUCUCCUUGCCAGAGAACACGGCCAUCAGAACCAGUGUUGCCCAGGUCACUGCCACGGAUGCUGACAUCGGGACAAAUGGCGAGUACUACUACAGUUUCCGGGAGUGGACGGACACCUUCUCCGUCCAUCCGACCAGUGGCGUAGUGACGCUGACCGGUCGGCUGGACUACACUGAGAAGAAGCUGUAUGAACUAGAGAUCCUGGCGGUGGACCGUGGCAUGAAACUGUAUGGGAGCAGUGGUUUCAGCAGCAUGGCAAAGCUUACGGUGAGGGUGGAGCAGGCCAAUGAGCAUGCACCUGUCAUCACGGCUGUUGCUCUGUCCCCAUCGGAUGCUGACAGAGACCCCACCUACGCUGUGGUAAUGGUAGAGGAUGGAGACCAGGGGCCGAAUGGGGAGAUAGCGUCACUGAGUAUCGUGGCGGGAGACCCCCUACAGCAAUUCAAAGCUAUGAGAACCAGCCCUGGGAGCAAGGAGUACAAGAUAAAAGCAGUCAGAGAGGUGGACUGGGACACUCAGCCCUUUGGAUACAACCUUACUUUGCAAGCUAAGGAUAAAGGGAGUCCACAUAGGUUUUCCUCUGUUAAAGUGGUCCAUGUGACUUCACCUCAGUUCAAAGUGGGGCCCCCUAAAUUUGAAAAGAAUGUUUACAGGGUCAACCUCAGUGAAUUUGCCCCUCUCCACACACCUGUUGCUAUGGUGUCAGCUGUACCAAAGUAUCCCCAUUUGAAGUAUAUGUUCAGGUAUAAGAUGGAAAAAAAUCGCUUUGAUCUAAAUCCUGACACAGGCUUAAUUACAACAGCUGGACCGAUCCAUGCAGACUAUGCUAGGAGAUACGAGUUGGAGGUCAUUACUAGCGAUAGGAAAACCUCUACUAAAGUUGUUAUCGAUGUGAUUGAUGUGAAUAACAAUGUCCCUGAGUUUAGGCAGACCUCUUACAAAGCCAGUGUUGACGAACAUAUGCCAGUAGGGACCAGUGUUCUUACAGUCAGUGCUAGUGAUCUGGACAGUGGAGAAGAUGGCUAUGUCACCUACAGCAUCACUAAUGUGAGCCCACAGCCUUUUUCCAUUGACUAUUUCACUGGUGUUAUCAGCACUGCCGAGGAUUUAGAUUAUGAACUCAUGCCAAGGAUUUACAAUCUUAGGGUCCGUGCUUCAGACUGGGGCGCCCCUUUUCGCAGGGAAGUAGAGGCACGUGUGACCAUCACACUGAAUAACUUGAAUGACAACAAGCCCAUGUUUGAGAGUGUGGACUGUGAGGCAACCGUGCCAAGGGAUCAUGGCAUCGGUGAACAAAUUGCCACCGUAUCUGCCAUCGAUGCUGAUGAGCUGCAGUUGGUCCGGUAUGAAAUCAAGGCUGGCAAUGAGCACAACCUUUUUGACUUGAACCCAAACUCUGGUGUGCUUUCCCUGAAACAGUCAUUGAGUGAGGGAGAGGGUGCGAAAGGGUCCUUUCACAACUUGCAAAUAACUGCCAGCGAUGGUGAAAAUCUGACCCCGCCAAUGACUAUGAACAUCAGUGUCAUUACCGCUCGGAAACCAGUGCAGUUAAAAUGCAUUGACACUGGGGUCGCUGCGAUGCUGGCAGAAAAGCUGCUUCAGGGUAGUAGGAUCCACAGCCAUGUGGAACCUGAGGACAACUUCUUAGACACGCAUUCCGUCAAUCGCUUUGCACCACAGUUUGCCGAGUCAUUUCCCAGUGUUAUUGAAGUCAAAGAGGACCUUCCUGUUGGGGCCAGAGUCAUUCUGAUCGGUGCCUCAGAUGCUGAUAGUGGAUUCAAUGGAAAGUUAGUUUAUGUGAUUUCUGGCGGAGACACAGAGAGUCGGUUUGUCGUCGAAAUGGACACCGGUUGGCUUCAGGUUUACUCGCCACUCGAUAGAGAACGGACCAAUCACUAUACGCUGAACAUCACUGUUUAUGAUCUGGGAAUACCUCAGAAGUCUACUUCACGUCUCCUGGACGUCACUAUUCUAGACGCAAAUGACAACUGCCCGGAGUUUCUGCAAGACAGCUACUCUGUUGAAAUAAGUGAAAGUGCAGAGGUGGGGACAGAGAUCAUUCAGGUGCAGGCCACAGACAAAGACUUGGGUGCCAAUGGGGAGGUCAGAUAUUCGCUUGUUGCUGACACGGAUCAAUUUUCAAUCAACCAGCAGACUGGCGUUGUGAAGGUGAAAAAGUCACUCGAUCGUGAACUGCAUCCCGUUUACGUGUUGAAGAUCGCGGCGCGGGAUCAGGCCGUGGACGAACCCCAGCUGAUAUCCACCACUUUGCUGAAAGUCAGUCUGGAGGACGUCAACGACAAUCCGCCCAAGUUCGUUCCUCCCAACUACCGGGUGAGGAUACGAGAGGACCUCCCCGUCGGCACGGUGAUCAUGUGGCUGGAAGCUCACGACGCCGACGUCGGUCAGUCUGGCCAGGUGCGCUACAGCCUGGUUGACAACGGGGACGGAAGCUUUGACGUGGACAAGCUGAGCGGGGCGGUGCGGAUUGUGCAGAAUCUGGAUUAUGAAAAAAGGCAGGUGUACAAUCUCACAGCAAGGGCCAAGGACAAAGGGAAGCCACUCUCCCUGUCUUCAACCUGUCGUAUUGAGGUGGACGUGGUGGAUGUGAAUGAGAACCUCUAUCGUCCGUGGUUCCCCUCCUUCGUGGAUAAGGGAUUUGUCAAAGAGGAUGCGCCCAUUGGCACCUCGGUCAUGAAGGUCACCGCAAAGGACGAGGACAAAGCUCGAGAUGGGGAAAUCAGAUACUCCAUAAGGGACGGCUCUGGCCUCGGAAUAUUCACUAUUGAUGAAGAAACCGGCGUCAUCAGGACUCAGGAGCUUCUAGACCAUGAGACCACGCCCCACUACUGGCUGACGGUUUACGCCACCGACCGGGGCGUGGUGCCACUCUCGGCGUUGGUGGAGGUCUACGUGGAGGUGCAGGACGUCAACGACAACGCGCCACAGACCUCCGAGCCCGUCUACUACCCCUCCGUCAUGGAGAACUCGCCCAAGGACGUGUCCAUCAUCCAAAUCGAGGCCUUCGACCCGGAUGUUAGGUCCGGCGAGAAGCUGAGCUACAGGAUCUCCAGCGGGAACCCACAGGGGUUCUUCACCGUCAACUCCAAGACCGGCUUGGUUACGACAACUUCAAGAAGAUUGGACCGAGAACAACAAGGCGAACAUAUUCUGGAGAUCACAGUCACCGACCAAGGCUUCCCGCCGAAGUCCACCUCCGUCCGGGUGAUCGUGAAGGUGCUGGAUGAGAACGACAGCCGGCCACAGUUCCUGGAAAAGCUCUACAAGAUCAAGCUCCCUGAGCGGGAGAAGCCCGAGAAGGAGAGGCUGGUCAAGAGGGACCCCGUCUACAGGGUCAUCGCCUCAGACCGCGACCAGGGCCCCAAUGCCGAGAUAUCCUACAGCAUCGAGGAGGGUGACGAGCACGGGAGGUUCUUCAUCGAGCCCAAAACCGGGCUGGUGUCCUCCAAGAAGUUCUCCUCAGCCGGGGAAUAUGACAUUCUGACUAUCAAAGCCGUGGACAACGGGAGGCCCCAGAAGUCGUCCACCUGCCGGCUGCACGUGGAGUGGAUCCCAAAGCCCCAGCCGUCUGCCCGGCCACUGGCCUUCGACGAGGACUCCUUCUCCUUCUCCGUCAUGGAGGGCGACCCUGUGGCCCACAUGGUGGGGGUCAUCACCACCGAGCCCACCGACUCGCCCGUCUGGUUCGAGAUCACGGGUGGCAACCAUGACAGCCGCUUUGACGUGGGCAAGGGCAGCGGCACCAUCAUCGUCGCCAGACCCCUCGACGCCGAGCAGAAAUCAAAUUACAACCUGACAGUGGAGGCAACAGAUGGAACCAAAUCUAUCAGCACCCAGGUGCUUAUCCGGGUGAUCGAUACCAACAACCAUCGGCCGCAGUUCUCCCAGCCCAAGUACGAGAUCAGCAUUCCCGAGGACACGCCCCCGGAGACGGAGGUGCUGCGGAUCAGCGCCACGGACCAGGACGAGAAGAACAAGCUGACCUUCACCCUCCUGAGCAGCACCGACCCCUUCAGCCUGCGCAAGUUCCGUCUGGACCCGGGGACGGGCCUGCUCUACACGGCCGAGCGACUGGACCACGAGGCCAUGCGCAGGCACACCCUCACUGUCAUGGUUCGCGACCAAGACAUCCCAGUGAAACGCAACCUGGUGAGGGUCAUUGUGGAUGUGGAGGACACCAAUGACAAUGCGCCCUGGUUCAUCGGCGCCCCCUACGUGGGCCGGGUGUUUGAGUCCGCCUCCCUGGGCUCUGCGGUGCUGCAGGUCACUGCCCUGGACAAAGACAAGGGCUCCAACGCUGAGAUUCUGUACAGCAUAGAGUCAGGAAAUGUUGCCAAUUCAUUUGCCAUCGAUCCAGUCCUGGGAACCAUAACUGUGUCAAAGGAGCUUGAUCGCCGCAGCAGGAGCCAGUUUGAGCUGUCUGUGAAAGCAUCAGAUAAAGGAACCCCUCCAUUGAGUACCACAGCUACUGUCCACAUUGAAGUCACAAUCUCUGACAAUGCCGCCCCCAGGUUCGCCGAGAGGGAGUUCUCGGCAGAAGUCGGCGAAAGCGUGCCGGUUGGCAGCUUCGUAAGCCUGGUCAUGGCGUCCAGCCAGUCUUCAGUCUUCUACCAGAUCAAGGAUGGGAACAUUGAUGGUGCAUUCGACAUCAACCCCAACUCUGGCGUGGUGGUUACCCAGAAGGCGCUGGACUACGAGGUUCGACCCUCCUAUAAACUUAGUGUGCAGGGCACCAACAUGGCAGGACUGUCGAGCAACGCCACGCUCCUGGUUCACCUGAGAGACGAGAAUGAUAACGCUCCCACCUUCGCCCAGGCUGUGUUCACUGGGGUAGUCAGCGAGACUGCUCCUGUCAACAGUGUGGUUUUGACAGAGGACAACACGCCACUGGUGAUCCGUGCCACAGAUGCUGACCGGGAUGCUAAUGCCAUGCUAGUUUACCACAUCGUUGAGCCCUUUGCCCAUAACUACUUUGCCAUUGACUCCAGCACAGGGGCCAUCCGAACCACCACUAGUCUGGACUAUGAGCAGAGGACUGAUUUCCAUUUCACUGUGCAAGUUCAUGAUAUGGGGAUGCCUCGCCUCUUUGCCGACAUCGCAGCCAAUGUGACGAUCCGAGUCAUUGACGUCAAUGACUGCGCUCCACGGUUCAACCAAGACCUUUAUGAGACUUCCCUCAUCGUACCCACUUACAGAGGGGUGCAGGUGAUUGCUGUGAACGCCACCGAUGCAGACUCCGGCCCCAACACCAAGCUCAUCUUCUCCAUCUCAGAGGGCAACAUUGGGGACAAGUUUAAGAUGGACCUGAGUUCAGGUGUCAUUUCCAUGCAGAACGUCACCCAGCUGAGGAGCAGGUAUGAGCUGAGGGUGAGGGUGUCUGACGGGAGAUUUGCUAGCACUGCCACGGUGAAAAUCAACAUCCGGGAGAACAAGGAGAGCAGCCUGAUGUUCACCCAGAGCUCAUAUACUGCCUCUGUCAUUGAAAACUCUCCCAUAAAGAAAACGCUUGCAGUCAUAGCCACAGUGGGAAACCAGGUGAACGAGCCUCUGUUCUACACCAUCUUAAACCCAGAUGAAAGGUUCCAAAUUGGCCGCACAUCUGGCGUGCUGUCAACCACGGGCGUGCCCUUUGACCGAGAAGAACGGGAUUCAUACGAUGUGGUCGUGGAGGUGACAAGGGAAAAGAGAUCCUCUGGUCUUGCUCAUGUGGUCAUAACGGUGACUAUCGAGGAUGACAAUGAUAACCCACCCAUGUUUGUCAAUCUGCCCUAUCAUGCACUGGUGCAGGUGGAUGCCGAGGUAGGCCAGGCCAUCAGACAAGUAACCGCUGUAGACGGAGACAUUGGCAGAAAUGCCGAGAUCCACUACUACCUAAGGGAGCAUCAUGACUACUUCAAGAUAAGCCCUGUGGGUGAAAUCUCCCUGAAGAAGCCAUUUGAGCGGGAGACCCUGAAAACAGAGUUUGUGGUCCACAUUGUAGCCGAAGAUGGCGGAGAACCUGCCCUUUCGGCAGAAGUGGAGGUGCCGAUUACAGUUGUGAACAAGGCUGUGCCGGUCUUUGAAAGGCCCUUCUACAGCAUUGAGAUCCCAGAGAGCAUCCAGCUGCUCACUCCUGUGGUGCAUGUUCAGGCUAACAACUCAGAGGGCCCCCGCAUUGUGUACACCAUCUCCGAGGGGGAUCCACUCAGCCAGUUCACAAUCAACUUCAACACGGGGGUUGUGCAUGUGGUGCGGCCUUUAGAUUUUGAGACCCAUCCCGCUUACAAGCUGAGCGUCAGGGCCACAGACUCCCUGACAGGGGCUCACUCCGAUGUCUUUGUUGAUAUCAUCCUUGAGGACGUCAAUGACAACACCCCGGAAUUCUUAGCUAAGGCCUACAGCGGCAAUGUGUCGGAGGCCUCCGUCAUUGGCACCUCUGUGCUGCAGGUGGCGGCCAGGGACGCAGACACAGGCAACAAUAAGGCACUUUUCUACCAGCUGCUGGAAGACGGGGAUGGAAGCUCCGACUACUUCAGCAUCGACCGCGACAGCGGGAUCAUCUGGACAGCCCGUGUGCUAGACCAUGAGGAGCAGCCAAGACACCGGCUGACCGUGAGAGCUGUGGAUGGAGGGGUUCCCGCUCUCUCCAGUGAGGUUGAGGUAUUUGUUGACGUUACCGACCUGAACGACAACCCGCCAGCCUUCACACAGCGUCUUUACGAAGCCACCGUUGGUGAGCUAGCUCCCCGUGGCCACUUCAUCUCGCUCGUGCAGGCCUCUGAUGCUGACAGCUCAGAUGCUGGCAAGCUGGAAUUUGUAAUCCUGUCCGGGAAUGAGGACCAGAACUUUGCCAUCGACCACAAGACGGGAGCGAUUUCUGUCUCCAAUCAUCGCAAGCCCACCAUGGAGCCACUGUAUAACCUCAACAUGUCAGUUUCCGACGGUGUGUUCAGGAGCUCAGCCAUGGUCAGAGUAACUGUCAUUGGUGCCAACUUCCACAGCCCUGCCUUUUCUCAGCUCGAUUCAGUGGUGGAGCUUGUGGAGAACUCUCCAAUUGGCACACUGGUGGUGGAAGCCAAAGCAACCGAUGAGGAUUCUGGCACCUAUGGUAAAGUGACAUACUAUAUUGUGAAUGAUUUAGCCAAGGACAAGUUUUCUGUCAAUGAAGAAGGGGUGAUCUUCACCCAGGAGAGCCUCGACCGGGAGAAUGCAGAAGAGAAGGUGAUCCCCAUAAGCUUGAUGGCAAAAGAUGGUGGAGGAAAAGUCAGCUUCUGUACUAUCAAUGUAAUCUUGACCGACGUCAAUGACAACACACCACAGUUCAGGGCGGCAGAGUACAGAGUCAACGUGGCCUCAGAUGUACCGAGGGGAACCACGGUGGUACGUGUUGGGGCAUCAGAUGUGGACGAGGGGAGCAACGCCGACAUCGCCUACUCCAUCGAAGCAGAGUUGGAAAAUGUGGUGGAGAACUUUGAGAUACACCCCUUCAGUGGUGCUAUAGUGACCAAGGAGAGCCUCAUUGGGUUGGAGAAUGACCUCUACUCUUUCUUUGUGCGAGCUAAGGAUGCUGGGAGCCCAUCCAGGCAGUCCGUGGUUCCAGUCUACAUUCGCAUCCUGGCCCCAGAGGUGCCGGUGCCAAAAUUUGUGGAGACACACUACAGGUACUCCAUCGCUGAGGACCUUCCUGUGGGCUCUGAGAUAGAUGUGGUGCAAGCCGAGAAUGACCAAGAGGUCUUCUACAGUCUGGUGAAGGGGAACACUCCAGAGAGCAACCAGGAUGAGGUGUUUGUGGUGGAUCGGGACACAGGGAGGCUGAAACUGGAGAAGAGCCUGGACCAUGAGACGACCAAGUGGUACCAACUCACGCUGUUGGCACAAAGUGGGCUUGAGGGUAGCCAGGUUGUGACAGCGGCUGAAGUCAACAUUCAGGUGAAGGACGUCAAUGACAACCGACCAGCCUUUGAGUCGGACCCUUACCGGGCUGUAGUGGUGGAGAACCUGCCAGCAGGCACCUCAGUGAUCCAGGUGAAGGCGACAGACCUUGACUCUGGCACCAAUGGCCAGGUGGUGUACAGCUUGGACCAGAACCAAGAGUCGGAGGGUAUCCUGGAGUUAUUCGCCGUCAACAGUGAGACGGGCUGGGUCACCACGUUGAAGGAGUUGGACCGGGAGCAGCAGAGCCAACACACAGUGGCGGUGGUGGCGUCCGACCGAGGAGAGAAGAUCCAGCUGGUGGCCCGCGCCAAGGUGGUGGUGACUGUAGCGGACGUGAAUGACAACGCGCCGCGCUUCACUGCUGAGAUCUACAAAGGGACGGUGAGCGAGGAUGACCCGCCGCCCAGUGGGGUCAUUGCCAUCCUCAGCACUACCGACGCAGACUCGGAAGAGAUCAACAAGCAGGUCACCUACUUUAUAACAGGGGGAGAUCCGCUGGGCCAGUUCGCCAUCGAGCACACUCAGAAUGAGUGGAAAGUCUCUGUGCGGAAGUCCCUGGAUCGUGAGGAGAGGGAUAACUACCUGCUAAACAUCACCGCCACUGAUGGCACAUUCCUGGCCAGGGCGGUGGUGGAGGUCAAGGUCUUGGAUGCUAACGACAACAGCCCAGUUUGUGAAAAGGCUUUCUAUGCAGAGUCUGUUCCUGAAGACGCACCUGAAGGUAGACUCAUCCUGCAGGUGUUGGCUACUGAUGCUGACAUUCGCUCCAAUGGCCACAUUUCAUACCACCUUCUGGGACCAGGGUCUGAGCACUUCAGCAUAGACUCCGAGACAGGUGAGGUGAAGACGCUGCAGCCCCUGGACCGCGAGGAGCAGGAAACGUACGCUCUGACCGUGCAGGCGCUGGACGGGGGAGGCCGCCACUGCGAGGCCGCCGUGCGCAUCACGGUGGAGGACGUGAACGACAACCCGCCCGUCUUCACGUCCGACCCCUACGCCAUCACCGUCUUCGAGAGCACCGAGCCCGGGACGUUCGUGGCACGCCUUCAGGCCACGGACCUGGACCUGGGUGCCAGCGGCGAGGUGCUGUACUCCCUGGUGGACUCGGCAGACGGGCACUUCUCCGUGGACGAGCGCAGCGGGGUGGUGAGCCUGGAGAAGCCUCUGGACCGCGAGGUGCGGGCGGUGUACGCUCUGCAGGCCCGGGCCACGGACCGCGGCGCCCCCCAGAGGCUGUCGGCGGCCUGCGCCGUGGUGGUGUCGGUGCUGGACAUCAACGACAACCCGCCCGUGUUCGAGCGGCGCGAGUACGUGGCGGCCGUGCCCGAGGACGUGGCCGCCGGCUCCCUGGUGCUGCGCGUCUUCGCCGCCAGCCGCGACAUCGAGGCCAACGCCGAGAUCUCCUACGCCAUCGUCAGCGGCAACGAGCGCGGCAUGUUCAGCGUCAACCCCCAGACAGGUGACAUCUUCGUGGUAGAGAGGCUGGACUACGAGACCUCCCACGAGUUCUACCUGACGCUGGAGGCCACGGACGGAGGCACGCCCUCGCUCAGUGACAUGGCCACGGUCAACAUCAACCUGACCGACGUCAACGACAACAGCCCGGUGUUCAGCCAGGACGUGUACGCUGCCGUGGUCAGCGAGGACGCUGAGCUGGGCAGGACCGUGGUGUCUGUGGUAGCUGACGAUGCUGACGGGCCUUCCUACAACCACGUCCGCUACUCCAUCACCGACGGCAACCAGGGCAGCCCUUUCACCAUCGACCCGGUCAAGGGCGAGGUCAAAGUCGCCCGGCAGCUGGACCGAGAGCGGGUAUCGGGGUACACUCUGACCGUGCUGGCAUCCGACAACGGCAGCCCCCCCAAAUCCAGCAACGCCACCGUCAACAUCGACGUGUCCGACGUCAACGAUAACCCCCCAGUCUUCUCCCAGGGCAACUACAGCCUCAUCCUGCAGGAGAACAGGCCCGCCGGAGCGAGUGUCCUGCAGCUGGCCGUGACGGAUCGGGACGCCUCCCACAACGGCCCGCCGUUCUCCUUUGCCAUCGUCCGUGGCAACGAGGGCGGCGCCUUCCAGAUGAGCCAGCAGGGGGCGCUGCUCACAGCCGCCCCACUGAGGCGGGCGCUGAAGGACCAAUACCUCCUGCAGGUCCAGGUGGUGGACAGCGGGAAGCCGCAGCUGGUCUCGACUACGUUCAUCAGCGUCCGCGUGAUCGAGGAGAGCGUCCACCCGCCAUCCAUCUUACCUCUCGAUAUCUUCAUCGCCACCCACGGGGACGAGUACCCGGGCGGGGUCCUGGGCAAAAUCCACGCCACGGACCAGGACGUCUACGACACCCUCACCUACAGCCUGGCCACGCCCGACGACGGGCUCUUCACCGUCUCCGCCGGCGACGGCAAGGUCAUCGCCCGCAAGGGCCUGGACGCGGGGCACUACCCGCUGAACGUGACGGUGACGGACGGGCGCUUCACGGCGGCCGCGGGCGUGAGCGUGCACGUGAGGGAGGUCACCCCCCAGGCGCUGGAGCACUCCGUGGCCGUGCGCUUCGCCUCCAUCGCGCCCGAGGAGUUUGUGGGCGACUACUGGCGCAACUUCCUGCGCGCCCUGCGGAACAUCGCCGGCGUGCGGCGCAGCGACGUGCAGCUGGUCAGCCUGCAGCCGGCCGAGCCGCCGGGCGGGGACCUGGACGUGCUGCUGGCGCUGGAGAAGUCCGGCAGCCCCUACCAGACCCACGAGCUGCUCUUCCGCAAGCUCAACGCCUCGGCCGCCGUCAUCGAGGUGAUGACGGGCCUGCGCAUCGUGCGUGUGGUCAGGAAGCUCUGCGCCGGCCUGGACUGCCCGCUGCACUUCUGCGACGAGGCCGUCACCCUGGAGACCGGCUCGCUGGCCACCUACAGCACGGCCCGGCUCAGCUUCGUCACGCCCCGACACCAGCGCACCGCCGUCUGCCUCUGCAAAGACGGUAAAUGCCCCACCCUGCACCAGCCGUGUGAGGGGAACCCCUGUCCCGAGGGCACAGAGUGCGUGGCCGACCCCAAAGAGCCCAAGUACAGCUGCGUGUGUCCCGAGGGCAAACGCUGUUCCGAGGGCCCCUCCCUGACGUUGGGCGGGAGCGGCUACAUCAAGUACCGGCUGACGGAGAACGAGAACAAGGAGGAGAUGAAGCUGUCGCUGCGGCUCAGGACCUUCUCCAGCCACGCCACCGUCAUGUACGCCAAGGGAACGGACUACAGCAUUCUGGAGAUCGUGAACGGCCGGCUGCAGUAUAAGUUUGACUGCGGCAGUGGGCCGGGCAUCGUCUCGGUGCACAGCACCCAGGUGAACGACGGCGAGUGGCACUCGGUCUCGCUGGAGGUGGACGGGAACUACGCCAAGCUGGUGCUGGACCGGGUGCACACGGCGUCGGGCACGGCCCCGGGCACGCUGCGGACCCUGAACCUGGACAACAGCGUGUUCUUCGGGGGCCACGCGCGCCUGCACGGCUCCCGGCACGGCCGCAGCCUGCCUGUCAGCUCCGGGCUGCGCGGCUGCGUGGCCGCCAUCGUGCUCAACGGCCUGGAGCUCCCGCUGGCCGCCCAGGACCCCGCCCGCGGCCACGCCCUGCUGGACGACCUGGUGGACACCGCCCCCGGCUGCUCCCUGCCCCCCCGCGAAGGCUGCUCCAGCAACCCCUGCACCAACGGAGGGACCUGCUCCUCGCUGCCCAACGGAGGCUACUUCUGUAAGUGCAGCGCCUCGUUCAUGGGAACGCACUGUGAAAUCGGCGUCAGCCCCUGCACCUCCAACCCCUGCCUCUACGGUGGGACCUGCGUCCCGCGUGGAGACGACUUCUACUGCCAGUGCAGGGGACAGUACUCUGGCCAGAGGUGUCAGCUGGGCCCGUACUGCAGAGACAACCCCUGUAAGAACAGCGGCCGCUGCAUCGACAGCCUGGACGGGCCCGUGUGCGAGUGCGAGCCGGGUUUCCAAGGAGACAGGUGCCUGGUGGACGUGGACGAGUGCGUGCAGAACCCGUGCUCCAACGGCGGGCAGUGUGAGAACAGCUACGGCUCCUUCCACUGCAACUGCUCCCUGGGCUUCACCGGGGGCCACUGCGAGCUGAGGGCGGACGUGCACACCGACCUGGUGUCCACCUCCUGGAACAUCAGCCUGGAGGAGGUGGUGGGCAUCGUGGUGUUCGUGGCCAGCAUCUUCCUCCUGACCCUCCUCUUCGUCCUGCUGCGCAAACGCGCGUGCCGGCGGGGGAAGGCCCGGCCCCGGGACGACGACAAGCACGCGGGCGCCGGCCACGCCUUCCUGCAGCGGCCCUACUUCGACGCCAAGCUCAGCAAGAACAUCUACUCCGACGUGCCGCCCCAGGUGCCCGUGCGGCCCAUCUCCUACACCCCCAGCAUCCCCAGCGACUCGCGCAACAACCUGGACCGCAACUCCUUCGAGGGCUCGGCCAUCCCCGAGCACCCCGAGUUCAGCACCUUCAACCCGGACGCCGUGCACGGACACCGCAAGACCGUGGCCGUGUGCAGCGUGGCCCCCAACCUGCCCCCGCCGCCGCCCUCCAACUCCGUCUCCGACAGCGACUCCAUCCAGAAGCCCAGCUGGGACUACGACUACGACGCUAAAGUAGUGGAUUUGGACCCCUGCUUGGCAAAGAAAGGGAUGGAUGAUAUCGGCUGCCACGCCUACAACACCCGUGGGAGCAUGUCGGAGGUGCAGUCUCUCAGCUCCUUCCAGUCCGAGUCAUGUGACGAUAACGCCUCCAUAGUGACUGUUAUACACCUUGUCAAUUCUGUUGUUGACUCGGUGGAAAAAGAAGAGUCUUUCUCCGCUCAUGAGCCCAAGAACUCCAGAGGUUAUCAUUGGGACACCUCAGAUUGGAUGCCAAGUGUUCAGCUUCCUGGCAUCCAGGAGUAUCCGCAGUACGAAGUGGUGGAAGCCCCCAGCACUCUGUACAAUGACCCCAGUGUCCUAGACACCGACUACUACCCGGGGGGCUACGACAUCGAGAGCGACUUCCCCCCACCCCCCGACGACUUCCCCACCCACGACGAGCUCCCCCCGCUGCCCGACUACGGCGAGCGCUACGACACGCUGCAGCCCCCCAGGAGCACGCCCCCGCCCGCUAGCCCCUCCUCCGGGCGCGGCCGCCCGUCGCCACAGCAACAGCGCCCCGGCCAGUACUCGCCGGCGCACCCCCGGCGCUAUGCGCCGGACUCCGCAGAGCCCCAGGACGCGGCCGGCUACCUCCGGGGGGGCUACUCGGGGUACGGGCGGGAGUUCGUAGAGCCGCCCGCCGUGGACAACAUGUCCCUGUCCCUGUACACGUCCACGGCCUCCUGCUCCGACAUGUCGGCCUGCUGCGAGGAAUCCGAGGUCACCAUGAGCGACUACGACAGCGGGGACGAGGGCCAGCGCUUCCCCCGGCUGGACCUCGCCAUCCCGGCGCUGGACGCCCAGCAGCACACGGAAGUCUGACACUGUAUCCCAAACGAAAGUGCCUGUACCCUUUACCUGCCGAGCUAGCGCGCGCGGUACACUAGCGGUGACCGUCAGCCAGGCUAUCGAUGGCCCGAGAGACUGGGGUUUUCUGUGAAGGCUGGGGCUUUUAUUUUCUUCCUUUAUUUUUCUGCUCACCGAUUUCUCUGCGGAUGCCGACUGCUUUGUUCGCCCGAUCCACCCCAGUGCUUGGGAAAAUCUGGUCUCUCCCAUCGACUGCUCCAUUGUUUGAAGUAGCUGUGAGUUGACUGUCACCGUGCACAAAAACUCUGAAGGUACUGCUAAAAACAAAGUGUACAAUUAUGGGAAAAGAUGACAUCAAAAACAAAACAUUUCAAGGUUGUUUCUGUACUUGUGUAGGUCUAACAAGACAGACUAAUUUAAAAAAAAUAAUAAUAAUGACAUAAAAGAUCCUCAUUCAUUUUUUUCUAAAUGUAAAUUUUAAUGUACAGUUUUGAUUUGGAGGUUUACUAGGUUUUUUUGUAGAUAAUUUUAUGCUUUUUAUUUUCAAGACACAAGUUUUAAUGUUUUAACCGUGUGACAUCAGCCUUACUGUAUCACCACCAUGGCAACCAAAACCUGUUCAAGGAGUGUGACUUGUCCAUGUGUGACUACAUGAGAUGUGUAUACAUACCAGUGUCCUGUCGCUCAUUUCAAAGGGGGGAGGGGGGGUUCUCCAGUGAGGGACGGAGUAUUCUUGUGUUGUCGUUAUAUUUGUUUUUUUGUAAAUUGUAACGUUAAACCUUUUAUUUUUCCACCACGAUAAUGGGACCCAAUAUAUUUAUAGUGCGAACUGAUUCGUGGACACGUGAUUUAUUAUUUUUUUCCAAGUGUCUGUAUGUGUGGGAGACGGAGUGGUCUUGUUAAGGUUUUUAUUGAAUACUGCCAUUAGCUCACGCUUUCCUAUUGGCAAUAAAUUAUUCAUAAAAA